Messenger RNA from Glycine soja, 1377 nucleotides. RefSeq lists its product as uncharacterized. The transcript is spliced from 2 exons. The record is from RefSeq and is a predicted model, not a curated record. Bases 251 to 1180 code for a protein of 309 amino acids. Lineage: Eukaryota; Viridiplantae; Streptophyta; Magnoliopsida; Fabales; Fabaceae.
AAAAAAAAAAAAAAAAAACUGAGUGUGGUGUAACAUAUAGUGAAGUGCAAAUAAUUGAGAUAUUAAUUAGAAAGAGAAGGAAAGGACGGCUCUGUAGCUGUAGGUAGGUGAGUGGAGACAGCUGGAGACAGGCUGGAGGCAACAUAAUCUUUGCCUUUGGAUUCUCAUUUCUCAUUUCUCCGCUUCCUUCCCUCCUAGAUCCAUUCUCUCAUCCGUAGGUUGCCAUGUGGUGGAAUCUGUAAUUCGGGUAAUGCCCCUGUCGAGAUUUGCUGCCGGUGCAUUCAGUGUGGUCACAAUUUGUUUAGUAGCCAUAUUGCUUCUUCUGGGCUUCGUGUGCAUUGCAUACUCAUAUUACUUUCGGUCACGCAUCCAUCAUGAUCAGUUCAGCUAUUUUAGUGGUCCCUGGAUCAUCAGAAUCGCGUUCAUACUGAUUGCAAUCUGGUGGGGUCUUGGUGAGAUUAUUCGGUUAAGUCUGCUAAGGCGCGGCCUUCACUUGCAGUGGCAAUGGCAGGAGGAAAGUAUAUGCAAAUGGUACAUUGUAUCAAAUCUGGGGUUUGCAGAACCGUGUCUCUUCCUCACAAUUGUCUUUCUCCUCCGUGCACCCUUACACUUACAGACUGGCGGCAUUAUCAAUACAAAAUGGAAUGUGAAGACGGCCGGAUACAUUCUGCUUUACUGCUUCCCACUUUUUGUUCUUCAACUGUUUGUUAUUUUUGUUGGAGGAGAGUUCAAGUCAUCAUCAUCAUCGUCAUGUACUUACCCUUUACUAAGCACUCUUCUCCUUGGCCUUUUUGCCCUUAUUCUGACCUCGUACCUCUUCUGGCUUGGAAGCCGGAUUUUGAAAUUAGUUAUUAAUAAGGGUUUGCAGAAGAGGGUAUACACAUUGGUACUCUCAGUCUCAGGCUUCCUUCCAUUAAGGGUUGUUUUCCUUGGUUUGUCCGUAUUAUCUGGACCUGAGGAUUUUAUGUUUGAGGCCUUUGCUUUCUUGGCUUUCCUUGCCCUUGCGUCUUGUGCUGGGGUGUGCAUGUGCAUGCUUGUGUACCGUCCACUUGCAGAUUGUUUAGCGCUCGAUAUUAAUGAUACCACGUCUCUUAUAAAAGGAGAUAGGGAUGCCACGUUUCUUCAACUAAGCCUCUUCUCUCCCACUCCAAACCGAUUUCUUUCUUUUCUGGUAAAGUAAAUCACAAAGCCUUUUAUUCUUCUUUUCACACUCCUAAUUCUAGGCAUAACUCUUUUUCUUUGCAAUUUGUAGCCAGUCCUUUCCUGUACCAUCUCCACACUUUUUCUUUUACCGGUUUCUAUUUGAAAUCAUUGAAUACAUUUUGCUUAAUUACACUUUUCUUUUAUUAUUGUCAUUUCUUAACUUUAGUUUCUUCA